Messenger RNA from Erpetoichthys calabaricus (reedfish), 1162 nucleotides. Its product is annotated as serine/threonine-protein kinase pim-2-like. NCBI's taxonomy places the organism in Eukaryota, Metazoa, Chordata, Cladistia, Polypteriformes, Polypteridae. Gene Ontology annotation, biological process: regulation of mitotic cell cycle; negative regulation of apoptotic process; protein autophosphorylation. The transcript is spliced from 8 exons. The record is from RefSeq and is a predicted model, not a curated record. Bases 1 to 1053 code for a protein of 350 amino acids. Gene Ontology annotation, cellular component: cytoplasm. Gene Ontology annotation, molecular function: ATP binding; protein serine/threonine kinase activity.
AUGGCCAGAAUCGAACCAGGAGGAAAUUUUCGGAACAAGGAGUCAUACGAGGAGCCGCCUGCGCAAGAGAGCGGAUACGGAGAAUGCAGCACCGCCUGUCAAAUGCCCUUGCAACCGUAUGAGGUCCCAGACUGGCUAGUUUUCCUGGAUGACUAUGAGGUCGAGUCGUUACUAAUCACCGGAUCUUUCGGAGGCGUCUACGCAGCUAGACGACAAAUAGAUGACUUACAAAUUGUAAAGGCCAAAGGUGCAUCCGAAGAUCUUGAUAGUAAACGCGACUCUAAAGCACUUACGCCUGGUUUAUACUUUCCGUGUGAAGCCUUCGAGCAAACCGCUACGCAAAGCGCGUGCGCAGUGUCCCUCAAAGUGAUAAGUAAGGAUUCGGUUGCGGAGUGGGUUCAAAUACCUGGAGAGCACCAAGUAAUUCCGCUUGAGAUUGCGUUAAUGAAAAUAAUUGGGAGACCGCCGGUGUCCCCGGGAAUAAUUCAGCUUCUCGAUUGGUGUAUCAGCUCUUACAAUGUGUUUUUAGUCCUCGAGCGCCCCGAGCCUUUCAUAGAACUUCACGACUUCGUAUUUAAGUAUGAAAAAGACCUGGAAGAGCCGCACGCUUGGCGUAUUUUUCAGCAGAUUGUGGAGGCGCUCCAUCACUGUCUUUCCAGGGGCGUCUUCCAUAGGGAUGUGAAGAUGAAUAACAUUUUAAUCCAGGUCCACACCUGCCAAAUCAAACUCAUGAACUUUGAAGGUGCAUCUCAGCUGCGGGAGGGGGAAUACACAACUUUCAGAGGUGCGCUGAAGUACGCGCCUCCGGAGUGGUUUACCAAGAAGCGUUAUGAGGCUGCACCCGCCACAGUCUGGGCUCUGGGUGUGGUGCUCUACGCUCUGGUCUUUGGAGUCUUUCCCUUUGACACAUGUAAGGAUACCGUCAAGGGAAAUAUCGCAUUCCCGAAAAAUAUCACCAGAGAAUGCCGAAAAUUGAUUCUGCAUUGCUUGUCAAAAUGCCCGAGAGAGCGACCCUCCCUGGAAGAGAUUCUAAGGCAUGCGUGGAUGAUCUAAGAAUGGACACAACAAAGUAACCCAUACAAGUUUGAAUUGAUAAUUGAACAUUGGCGAUUUUGAUGUAUAUGUGGAUCUGCUUUGCUGUAAUAUUGUAAAGUACAUCUAU